Molecule: messenger RNA, 1875 nt
Organism: Didymella exigua CBS 183.55
Lineage: Eukaryota; Fungi; Ascomycota; Dothideomycetes; Pleosporales; Didymellaceae
Exons: 2
Coding region: 1-1875 (624 amino acids)
Biological process (GO): regulation of transcription by RNA polymerase II
Cellular component (GO): SAGA complex
Molecular function (GO): transcription coactivator activity
Source: RefSeq, a predicted model, not a curated record
AUGGCGCCCACCACGAGCAGCAAAGGCAAGGCGACGAAGCCGGGCGGCGGGAAGGCUUCUGCUGCACCGCGCAGCCGCAACACGACGCCGCUGUCCAAUGCGGGCCCCUCAGUCGAGCCGCCGUCCGGGUCGACGGCGACCUACUUUGAGAAGCCACUGAGCAGCGCCCUGAAGCGAUGCAGCACCACCAUGGAAGACAUUCUGGACACAGGCAGCAGCGGCGGCAGCAACGGCACCAUCCCGUCGGGCAGCACGCUGCUCAAGAUGCGCGACCAGGUCGACAAGACGGUGCUGAGGAGCAUCGAGACGCGGUGCACGCAGGCCGAGGCGGCGUUGAGAACGCUGCACAGCCUGCGCAAGAACCGCGGCCCCCGCGAAAGGAAGGACGACAAGGACGAGGACCGGAAGCACAAGCUGAAGAAAGUCGGCAAGAAGCAUGACGCGGACAGCAAGCACCCUCCUGCCGUGGGCGCACACGGACUUGCCCGGCAGGAUGGCCUCGACGUCAAGGGAGACUCCACCAUGUCCUCUCCCGCAUCACAGCCACCCGCUGCGGCCGCCGACGCCCCGCAAGACGCAGCGUCGCCCAGCGGGUCAGACGUCUCGCACCAGCCUGCGCCCGCGCCCGCGGUCCCGCAGUAUCAGACGUUCGGCGAGGACCCCGUCAAGUUCGACGACCCGACCGUCUACCACAUCCGCGACGUCACCCCGGGCAUGACAGACGAAGAGAAGAAGGAAAUCUUCUCCGUCGCCGUCUUCCCACCCUCGAAUUUGCACGACAAGAUCGCUGGCCUCCCACCAGACAAGGACUUCUCCAACGCCAAGCCUGCGACUCAGGUCAAUGCUACCGUCUUCGCUAACUACGUCGAACCAUACAUACGGCCGCUGACGGAGGAGGAUGUGGCGUUUUUGAAGGAGCGCGGCGACCGCAUAGGCCCCUUCGUGCUCCCAAGACGGGGUCAGCGACACUACAAGGCCAUCUGGGCCGAGGAGGACGGGGCCAUGCACAUUGACUCGAACGAUAGUCGGCCCUCGACAAACGUUCCACGAGGCACAGAGGAAGAACUGACGGACGCUACUCUCGAGACGGAGCACGUCUCUGCGGGGCCACUCCUGUCUCGCCUGCUGGCUACCUUGCGGCCAGAAGGACGGGGAAACCAGAACAGCUCCGGCGAAACAAAUGGAAUCAACGGCGAUGCCAUGGACAUUGACGAAGGCGCCGGCGCGCCUGCAGACACCACCAAUACGAACUCUCUCCCCUCGGCAACACAGCUUCCCGAUUUCAUGGGCCGCGUCCCACAACAGAGCAGCGGGCAUGCCGACUACGCCACGCUCGAAGAGCGCAUGCUCAUGGAACUGAAGCACUACGGAUUCCUGUCAGAAGCCGAUACCGAGCAACAAUCCUACGACUCGCACUUUGAUGACGAGGUCGCCCAGCGCCUGCGCUUCCUGCAAGAAGAGCUACGGAAACAGUCCAUUGUCAACGGCGCACGCAAACAGCGCCUCCUCGAGCUAACAGAGGAACGCAUCGCACAACAAGAGUACAACACCAUCGCCGACGACCUAGACAACCAGCUCAACGCCGCAUACCUCAAGCGAAACAGGAACAUUGGAAAGGGCAAGAAGCAGAACAAACGCCCUGGUGGUGCUGGCGGCGGCUCACAUGCGGUUGCAAACGCAGGCAUUACGAGGCCUGGUGUUGGCGAGCCGAUCAGAACGCUCAUGGAGAGGAGAACCCAGUGGAUCAACACCAUCGGUCCUGUUGUGGAGUACGGCAAGACCGGGCUACCGAAAGACAGCAUUUUCCCCGAGGAUAAGAUGAAGGAGCUUGAGAGUCGCGAGGUGGAGAUUUGGAACACCGAGGCGGAGGAGUAG